AUGACUCUCUUCUCCUCUAAGAACGACGAGAGUCUUACAGACCUAGAGUCCAAGAUGGGGCCAGGCAAAGUCUCCGCGUCAGUUGACACCAAGGCGUUGAUCUCUCAGCUGAAGCUUAUCGCCAGUGAUCCAUCAGUCCUGAAGGGGCUUGAGGAUGGCGAGAGGCUGCAGUUGAAGCAAGUUGCUCGCUCUGCAGCCGAUGCUCUGGAGACCCCCUUCGAGACUAUGGUCCGCAUUGUAUAUUCGAUCAAGCUAACGCAGUACCUCAAGCCUCUGUUGCUGGUGACAGCUCGAAUUGGCCAGGAUCAUGGAAUAUUCUCCAAGCUCUGUGCCACGGCGGGCCCCGUCUCCUUGGGUGAGCUCUUGACAGCAUCAAAGCUUCCCUGUGAUACUCUAGAGUCCAUAAUGGACUCUAUAUGUGCCCGAGGAAUGGCUCGCCGACUGGAAGCGCAGGUUUUUACUGCCACACCUGUCACUCACCUGUUGUCCUCACCGGAGCUCCGGGCAGCCCACACCCAUUACCACGAUUCCGUGCUCCCAGCUCUCACAAAACUCAAAGACUUCCUACACGAUCCACACGGCCCGCGCACCGCAUGGCAGAUGGGCCACGACACGGACCUCAGCUAUUACGCCUGGCUUGACGCUCAUCCUGCCCGGAAGGAAGCGUUCCACAUCUACAUGGAGGCGCAUGUCAUCGGCCUCCCGACGUGGCUGGACGUGCUCGACUUCGAAAAGGAGUUUGCGGCCGGCGCCCGAGCCGACGACGUGAUCUUUGUGGAUGUUGGAGGGAGCAAUGGCCAGCAGUGCGCGGCGUUGAAGGAGAGGUACGCCGGGCUCCCUGGCCGGGUCAUCCUACAGGACCGGCCUGCGGUGUUGAAUAGUGCGCUUGAGGUUCAGGGGAUGGAGAAGAUGGGUUAUGACUAUUUGACGGAGCAGCCGGUAAAAGAUUCUCGCGUCCUUUAUUUCCGGCAGAUACUUCACAACAAUGACGACGAGACGUGCAAGAAGAUACUACGGGCUCAGCUAUCGGCCAUGGGUAGCAAUACUGUCCUCGUGAUCGAUGACAAGGUGCUUCCAGAUCGUGAACUGCUCACAGAUACCGUGGAAUCCGAGUAUCAAGCAUCGCUAAGCUUGGUUAUGAGGGCCCUCUUCAAUAGCCAAGAGCGGAGGGAGGCGCACUGGAGGAGACUUGUGGAGGAGGCUGGGUUGGUGGUUAAGGAAGUACGAAAGUACACAGAUUGGGAUGACGCGGUCGUUCUCUGUGUCAAACAGUAA
Messenger RNA from Clonostachys byssicola, 1275 nucleotides. The record is from the annotation of a GenBank genome assembly. NCBI's taxonomy places the organism in Eukaryota, Fungi, Ascomycota, Sordariomycetes, Hypocreales, Bionectriaceae.